Molecule: messenger RNA, 1067 nt
Organism: Phragmites australis (common reed)
Lineage: Eukaryota; Viridiplantae; Streptophyta; Magnoliopsida; Poales; Poaceae
Product: vacuolar protein sorting-associated protein 2 homolog 1-like
Exons: 5
Coding region: 235-909 (224 amino acids)
Biological process (GO): endosome transport via multivesicular body sorting pathway; late endosome to vacuole transport; protein transport
Cellular component (GO): ESCRT III complex; multivesicular body
Source: RefSeq, a predicted model, not a curated record
ACCCAGUCGGCAGUCGCCAUCCCAGCCUGGAGAAAGCGCGUUCCGUUCCAGGGAGGGGAAAGCUUCAAAGCCUUGGCGACGAAUCAACCCAAAAGCAAAGCAGAGCAUCCUCCAACCAAUCCCAAGCCCAAUCCCAAGCGAAGAGGGAGAGAUUCUUCAGCAAGCGGCAAGCGGAAGAGGGGGAUCUCCGCCAAUCGCCGGAUCGGAAGCCAUCGUCCUCCCCCGCCCACCGCCAUGAGCUUCAUAUUCGGCAAGAAGAAGACCCCAGCCGAGCUGCUGCGGGAGAAUAAGCGGAUGCUGGACAAGUCCAUCCGGGACAUUGAGAGGGAGAGGCAGGGCCUGCAAACUCAGGAGAAGAAGCUCAUUGCCGAGAUCAAGAAGGUGGCCAAGCAGGGACAGAUGGGAGCUGUGAAAGUCAUGGCAAAGGACCUUAUCCGCACAAGACACCAGAUCACAAAAUUCUAUGCCCUCAAGUCCCAACUACAAGGUGUAUCUCUUCGUAUUCAGACGCUGAAAUCAACACAAGCAAUGGGUGAAGCCAUGAAGGGUGUCACAAAAGCUAUGUCACAAAUGAACAGGCAGAUGAAUCUACCUGCACUUCAGAAGAUAAUGCGGGAAUUCGAGAUGCAGAAUGAGAAGAUGGAGAUGGUUAGUGAAGUGAUGGGCGAUGCCAUUGAUGAUGCUUUGGAGGGUGAUGAGGAGGAGGAAGAAACAGAAGAACUAGUUAGCCAAGUCCUUGACGAAAUUGGCAUCGACAUCAACUCUGAGCUUGUCAAGGCUCCUGCGACUGCAGUUGCUAAGCCGGUCGCAGCGGGAAAAGUUCCUGCUCAAGCUGAAGCCGCAGGUGGGGCGGAUGGUGGAAUAGAUGAUGACUUACAGGCGCGGCUUGAUAAUCUGAGGAAGAUGUGAUCAUUGGAGUCUGACAAAAUAUUCAAUACACUUUGUUUGUAGUUGUGUACCAUAAAUAUAACCACUUUGGCAAUCCUUUUCACAUCUCAUUUGCAGUAUGUUUGUCAUUGCCCCUUGCAUAUAGAAUAUCUAGUACCAUGAACUAGGUUUCGCGUUCU